GCGCGCGCGCGCGAGAGAGCGUUUGAUAGAACAAGAGCAAGGGAGGGGGGGCAAAGGAAGCAGGACCACCGAGCCUUCUUCCUGUGCUCCGCCCCCCUGUCUGAAGGAGUGGGGGAGGCACAGGAAGUAAGAACGCUUAAGGCUGCGGGCGUCAUCCUCCCCAUCGCCUCUGCCGCCGCGGGGAGACGAAAAUCCGUCUCGGCUGACACAAUGCUCUUGAAGGCAAGUCUCUCGCGCUAGGCUAGGAAAGAAGAUGCAUAUUUUCCGUUCUCGUGGAUUGCUGAAGUUUUCAACCACCAAGGAAAGGAGAGUUGCAUCUGACGCGAUGUUAGUAGUCUUGUGCUGUUGAAUAAGGGGCAGGACUUGAAUACAGCUGUCUGCUUUUUGCACACAUGCUCGCCAUUUAAUAUUGGAUCCUUCAUCGUGAAGAAUCAAGUGGGCAUUUUUUUUCCACUCCUCAGCUUUCAGACUGUUAACGAUCAACACAUCUUUUUGGAUAGUGUCUCUGGAGCCUGGUCAUAUGCACUGAGUGAUUAGAAGAACUUAGUGCUAAUUAUAUGAGUAUUAGGUUGCUAAACCUACAGUGAUAAACUUGAGGAGAAACUGCAUGUGAGAAACUGCAUGUGGCUGCUACUGGCUCUGAUUGACCUUGGAUUAUUGUGUGCUGAAUCGAAAAUAUAGACUGCAAAUUGUUCUUGUCUGCUCCUUUCUUAGCAUCGUUACUGAUACAUAGCACAGAGGUCACAAUUUUGUACUGUUUUUCUUUUCGACCAAACAACAGAGAGAACAACUGCUUUAUUUUUUUCUGAAGAGUUUUAAAAUAGUUUUUGAACUAAAAAGGGCAAAUAUGUCCUUCUUUAACUUCCGUAAGAUCUUCAAGUUGGGUGGUGAAAAGAAAAAGAAACAGUAUGAGCAUGUCAAAAGAGAUUUGAAUCCAGAGGACUUUUGGGAAAUUAUAGGAGAAUUGGGUGAUGGAGCUUUUGGCAAAGUAUUUAAGGCUCAGAACAAAGAAACAAAAGUCCUUGCUGCUGCAAAGGUCAUUGAUACUAAAUCUGAAGAAGAACUUGAAGACUACAUGGUUGAAAUUGAUAUCUUAGCAUCCUGUGAUCAUCCUAAUAUUGUCAAAUUGCUAGAUGCUUUUUAUUAUGAAAAUAAUCUUUGGAUCCUCAUUGAGUUCUGUGCUGGUGGUGCAGUUGAUGCAGUAAUGUUGGAACUGGAAAGACCACUGACAGAGCCACAGAUCAGGGUAGUUUGCAGGCAGACUCUUGAGGCGCUACAUUAUCUGCAUGAAAGCAAGAUCAUUCACCGAGAUCUGAAAGCUGGCAAUAUUCUUUUCACAUUGGAUGGAGAUAUUAAACUAGCGGACUUUGGAGUAUCUGCUAAAAAUACACGGACAAUCCAGAGACGAGAUUCUUUCAUUGGUACUCCAUAUUGGAUGGCUCCUGAAGUGGUUAUGUGUGAGACAUCUAAAGACAGACCUUAUGAUUAUAAAGCUGAUGUUUGGUCUUUAGGUGUCACUUUAAUAGAAAUGGCUGAAAUAGAACCACCUCAUCAUGAAUUAAAUCCAAUGCGUGUGUUGCUGAAAAUAGCGAAGUCGGAACCACCUUCGUUGGCACAACCAUCAAAAUGGUCUGCUGAUUUUAAGGAUUUCUUAAAGAAAUGUUUGGAAAAGAAUGUAGAUGCCAGAUGGAACAUUGCUGAACUUCUGCAGCAUCCAUUUGUUACUGUAACUUCCAGUAAACCAAUCAGAGAGCUGAUUGCAGAAGCAAAGGCUGAAGUCACUGAAGAAGUAGAGGAUGGAAAAGAUGAAGAUGAAGAGGAGGAAUCUGAAAAUUCUCUACAAUUACCUGCAAAUAAGCGAGCCUCAUCUGACCUCAGUAUUGCCAGCUCAGAAGAGGAUAAACUUUCACAGAAUGCAUCUAUGCUGGAAUCUGUUUCGGAGAGACUAGAGCAUUCAUCCAUGGAAGAGACAAGUACUAAUACAAUUGAAAAAGGAAAGAUAAGUAUGGAGCCUGGCAAAAAUGAAGAUGAAGUAUUCACAGAAAACACAAGUGAUGCCAAGCAGAGCCAUUUUGAAAAAGGAGAGAAUGAAUCGGCAUUACAACAUGAAGUUGAAGAAGCAAAAAAAAGUGAAAAUGCUGAUCAAAAUGUAAUAUUGAAUAAAGACACUAUAGCACAGAAAGAAGAAAAGGAAAUCAAUACAGUAUUAUCUAUAAUAAAUGUCAAGCCUGAUCUAAAAACAGAAAAAGAAAAUGAUUUGUCAAAUGAAUCAUCAGUUGAGAACAGAAAUAAAAUCAGUCUUGAAAUUGAAGCCAGCAGUGCAGAAACUGGAGAAACAAUUUCUAAUGAGACUGAUAUACAAGAAGAAAAGCAAAGUUUCAUAGUCAUCCAGGAAAACAAAGCAGCGGAGGAAAUGGCAACAGAAAAAAGUAAAGCAAUUAAGGAAUCACAAGGAAAUGAAAAAUGUGUAGAUGAUGUUCUGAAAGAAAUUAAAAAUCAGAAAUAUGAAGCAAAUGAUAUUAAGGAAAUGACAGAUAUAGAAGAAUCAUGUGAUAAGCAGCAGAAACCAACAAAAGAAGGUAUCAGUAGUGCUCAAGAGGGAGAUAUUACUACCAAGGUUCAAACCACAGAUUCAGUUAAAGUGAUUGAAAGCACCAAACAGCCAACAGAGUGUACUUCUGAGGAUUCUCAGGGACAAAUUACUUCUGAACCAACAUUUAUUCAGAAUGAUGUGGAUAUUCAUCAGCAACAGAGAGUGGGAGAUCAUGAUGAUUCUAACCAGAAAAGCACCUUAAAGGAAACUGAGGCCAACAUUUCAAAAAAAAUGGAGGUCAUGAAACAGAAGCCAGGAUUAGAUGAUGCUGUACAUGCUGAAAAAGAAAAAACAACUGAAGAAAUCGACACCAAAGAUGAGGUUUAUGUUGUGCAACCUGGUGAUAAAUUAGAGGUCAGAGCUGAAGAAAACCACAAGAAUAAUUUUCAAAUAAGCACAGAUCCUGAGGUGGUUUCCAGUGAUCUACCUAUUAAAAAUCAUCUUGAAGAUAGUGCCGUGAAACAGCCUCUUGAACAUGAGGCACCUCCAGUACCAAGUAUUAAUGUUAGCUGCGUAGAAAAUGAGACAGAAGAUAAAUCAAGGAAGCAGAAUAAUAUUGAACAUACAAAAUAUCUUGAUCCUGAGACUGCUAAAGAAAAUGAUACAGAUUCAGGCACUGGUUCUACAGCUGACAACAGCAGCAUUGAUUUAAAUUUGUCCAUUUCCAACUUCCUCACUAAAAACAAAGAUAGUGGAUCAAUAUCUUUACAAGAAACCAAAAGACAUAAGAAGACUUUAAAGAAAACUCGGAAAUUUAUUAUUGAUGGUGUAGAAGUGAGUGUGACUACUUCAAAAAUAGUCAGUGACAAUGAUUCUAAAAGUGAAGAACUUCGGUAUCUUCGACGUCAAGAAUUACGGGAGUUACGCCUUCUUCAAAAAGAAGAACAACGAGCUCAGCAGCAACUCAGUAAUAAGCUAUUACAACAACGAGAACAGAUGUUUAGGCGCUUUGAACAGGAAAUGACAAGCAAGAAGCGGCAAUAUGACCAGGAAAUUGAAAACCUAGAAAAACAGCAAAAACAGACAAUAGAGCGCUUAGAACAGGAGCAUACAAAUCGUUUACGUGAUGAAGCUAAGCGCAUCAAAGCAGAACAAGAAAAAGAAUUAUCCAAGUUUCAAAAUAUGUUGAAAAACAAAAAGAAAGAGGUUUUUAAUGAAGUGGAGAAAGCACCAAAAGAGCUGAGAAAAGAGCUCAUGAAACGCAAGAAAGAGGAGCUUACUCAAACCCAGCAUGCUCAGGAGCAAGAAUUUGUGCAGAAACAACAACAAGAACUGGAUGCAUCAUUAAAAAAAAUAAUUCAGCAGCAGAAAAUAGAGCUGGCAACCAUUGAACGAGAUUGUCUUAACAACAAGCAGCAGCUCAUGAGAGCCAGGGAAGCUGCGAUAUGGGAACUUGAAGAGCGACACUUACAGGAAAAACAUCAGCUGCUGAAACAGCAGCUGAAGGAUCAGUACUUCAUGCAGAGACACCAGCUGCUUAAGCGGCAUGAAAAAGAAACAGAGCAAAUGCAGAGAUACAACCAACGACUGAUUGAAGAGCUGAAAAACAAACAUACUCAGGAAAAAGCUCGAUUGCCCAAAAUUCAGCGUAGUGAAGCCAAAACAAGAAUGGCCAUGUUUAAGAAAAGCCUCAGAAUUAACUCUUCAAGCACUCCAGAUCAAGAUCGUGAAAAAAUCAAGCAGUUUGCUAUUCAAGAAGAAAAGAGGCAGAAAAAUGAAAGAUUGGCUCAACUUCAGAAACAUGAAAAUCAAAUGCGAGAUCUUCAAUUGCAGUGUGAAGCUAACAUUAGAGAAUUGCACCAGUUACAGAAUGAGAAAUGCCAUCUACUGGUUGAACAUGAGACUCAAAAAUUAAAAGAGUUGGAUGAAGAACACAGCCAAGAGCUUAAAGAAUGGAGAGAGAAACUAAGACCAAGGAAAAAGACAUUAGAAGAGGAAUUUGCCCGGAAACUUCAAGAACAAGAAGUUUUCUUUAAAAUGUCUGGAGAAUCUGAAUGCCUUAAUCCUUCAACUCAAAGCCGGAUUUCUAAAUUCUACCCAAUUCCUAGCCUGCAUUCCACUGGAUCAUAACUGUUGAACCUCUGUGAGGUGGCUUUCAAUGUGCUGUUGGCAUUGGCAAUGUACCAUAUUCUGUUUCUGUAUGUAUACACACGUACACAAUAUACAACAUAUACUCUGUCCAACUUCAUCCGCUUUCAGUGGAGACAAUCAAAGAUGUCAGAAUUUUCCUUCUUUGCUUUUGCUUUCUUUUGUUUUAACGCUGGAAAACAAUUGAAAUUAGAAGCACAGAAGCUGAUCUCAAAACAGAAUAUGGUAUAACGUGUUUCAGAAAUAUAUACCUGUUUGAAAACUGAUCUUAAAAACUGUAUAUCCAAUAUAUUUGCACUGGGAAGAAAGCCUAACCAUUUAAAGAUCAUCUGCAGUGUCCCAAGAAUUAAAUACAGAUAAUUCUUAGACAACGUCAGUACUACUAAUUCAACCAAAUCUUGUUUAUGAGGCAACGGUUGUCCAGCCUCAUUUUAUUCAGUGCCUGAAACAAUUAAACAUACUGCUCUUUUAUAAAAGGUUUGUGAUUAUCUCUUAGUAAGCUGUUGAUAUUAAUAUAAAUGGUUGCUGUUACAGUGACAAUGUUUGUCCAGUCCUUAAACUGAGCAUUCCUGCUCAACUUUAAAAUGUACAGUUUAUAGUCCCCCCCCCUCCUUUCCAUUUUCUAUUUGGCUAGUAAUAUUCUACAAAAUGCAUUGUAAUUGUAGAAUGUAUAUCUUUUUAAAAGAGGGGAAAAUGCAUUAAUUUUCACUCCCUCCUCGAAGCUCUGCAUGACCUCAUGUAGAGUAGGGUAGAUGAUCAGAAGAGCAUUGUCAGGUUUCAAUGCUGCAAAGUCUUUGACUGCCCUUGUCCUUACAAAUUAAUGUUUUGAUUUCUGGGUAUGAGUGAUCUUUUUGUAAAAUUUCAGUAUGCACAUUGAUCGAAGGAUUUAAGUUAAAUACUGAGACGGUUUAAUCUGCUACUUCAUUUGCUAAGAAGUAAGUAGAUGGUUUAUUUCUAAAAUUCGUAGCUCCACUGUAAUUUAUUUUCUGUUGGUGAUGGGAAAUAUUUCUAUCAGCAGAUUUGUCUGCAUUCAGUGAGGCAAGCUUUUCAGAACUGAACCAUAUCAAAAAUGAUUGCUUUUGAUAUGGCAAAAUUAAGUUUGUAAUAUAAAGUCCUCUACAGCCUAAUCUUUUAAUGGAUAAUUUUGGAUUAUCAUCCAAACAUUUUCAUAUUUUGCUAUCUUUCAUUAAAGGCAAAAUUGUUUACCUUUUAUACAAAGGAAACAGGUUAAAAAAAUUACAGACUGCCUUAAUGAAAUGUGAUCAAUACUUUGGCUACUGAAUUCAGACACUUGAGUUUGAUUUUAUUCACUUGUUCAAUUACUUCUAUAUAAUAAGUAUAGGUUGAAGGUGCAUAUUUUCAGUUAAAUUCUAUUCAUCAGAAAUAAUAAUUUGCUUGCAAUGUAUAGCUAGCCUUAAUAUCUAUAUCGUAUUUUAUAAAUAUGUAAUGUGCACCAGGUUGUAAAUUCCUUUAUAUGAUACUAGAGUGUUAUGUUUUCUUUAUUACAUCAUAAUUGUUUUUUUUCAGAACUGCAUAGAUGAAAAAGCAUCCAUCAACCUUUACUUUUUUUUAAGCUUCACCUUGUAAAACAACUAGUACUGACUGUAUCAUUAAAUUCUGUCUGUUUAACCAACAUAUAAGUCUGCUUAAAAAAUCUAAAGUCC
This is a messenger RNA of Protobothrops mucrosquamatus (brown spotted pit viper), 6345 nucleotides long. It is a transcript of the gene SLK, whose product is annotated as STE20 like kinase. The coding region runs from base 848 to 4663 and encodes 1271 amino acids. Gene Ontology annotation, molecular function: protein binding; ATP binding; protein serine/threonine kinase activity. The record is from RefSeq and is a predicted model, not a curated record. NCBI's taxonomy places the organism in Eukaryota, Metazoa, Chordata, Lepidosauria, Squamata, Viperidae. The transcript is spliced from 20 exons. Gene Ontology annotation, biological process: protein phosphorylation.